Molecule: messenger RNA, 3673 nt
Organism: Cricetulus griseus (Chinese hamster)
Lineage: Eukaryota; Metazoa; Chordata; Mammalia; Rodentia; Cricetidae
Source: RefSeq, a predicted model, not a curated record
UGGGACUUGGACUGUGUGGAAUGAAUAAAUGAAUGAAUGGGUGAACGAAUGAAUGAGCAGCAGCGACCACUUAGCCUGACCAGCGCCUUUCUCUCGCCGUUGAUAUUGCUUUUUUUUUUUCCUUCUCUCUCUUUGAAGUUGUGGCUUGUCUUGACUUUGGUGUUCCACGCUCAAGUGUCUCUACUCACUGGUUAUUAAAACAUUAAGCGCCUAAUUUAUGCCACCUGGUCCUCCAAGCAUUAUCGGCACCAUGUGGAUCCAGGUUCGAACCAUGGAUGGGAAGGAGACCCACACCGUGGACUCUCUGUCCAGGUUGACCAAAGUGCAGGAGCUGAGGAAGAAGAUUGCGGAACUGUUUCAUGUGGAACCCCAACUGCAGAGACUCUUUUACAGGGGCAAACAGAUGGAGGACGGCCACACACUCUUCGAUUAUGAUGUGCGCCUCAAUGACACAAUCCAGCUGCUGGUGCGCCAGAGUCUGGCACUACCUCCCAGUACGAAGGAACGGGAUUCGGAGCUCUCAGACUCUGACUCUGGCUAUGGUGUGGGUCAGAGCGAGUCGGACAAGUCGUCCACGCAUGGUGAAGGGGCUGUUGAAGGGGAUGACAAGACUGUGUGGGAGGACACGGAGCUGGGGUUGUACAAGGUUAAUGAGUACGUGGAUGUACGUGACAACACCUUGGGUGCAUGGUUUGAGGCCCAGGUGGUCCAGGUACAGAAGAGAGCCCCAUCCCAGGAGGAGCCCUGCAGCUCGAGUGCCAGCAUGACCCUGGAGGACGACAUCAUGUAUCACAUCAAAUAUGAUGACUACCCAGAGAAUGGAGUGGAGGUUGUCAAAGCCAAGGAUGUGCGCGCUCGAGCCCGCACUGUGAUCCCGUGGGAGGACCUGGAGGUCGGCCAGGUGGUAAUGGUCAACUACAAUGUGGACUAUCCCAGGAAACGCGGCUUCUGGUAUGACGUUGAGAUCUGUAGGAAGCGUCGGACUAGGACAGCGCGUGAGCUCUAUGGCAACGUCAUGCUCUUAAAUGAUUCUCAGCUUGAUAACUGCCGGAUCAUGUUUGUGGAUGAAGUCUUCAAGAUUGAGCUCCCCAAUGAAAGGAACCCCCUGAUUGGGGGCCCCUCGCAACCCCCUCUUCCCCUCCGAAAAACAGGGAAGAGUGGUCCAUCCUGCCAGUACUGCAAGGACGAUGAGAACAAACCAUGUCGCAAGUGUGCUUGCCACGUGUGUGGUGGUCGUGAGGCUCCAGAGAAGCAGCUGUUAUGUGAUGAGUGUGACAUGGCCUUCCAUCUGUAUUGCCUGCAGCCACAGCUCACCUGUGUCCCCCCUGAGCCUGAGUGGUACUGCCCCAGCUGUCGGACUGACUCCAGUGAGGUGGUGCAAGCAGGUGAGAAGCUGAAGCAAAGCAAGAAGAAGGCAAAGAUGGCCUCAGCCACCUCGUCCUCCCGGCGGGACUGGGGAAAGGGUAUGGCAUGUGUGGGCCGCACCAAGGAGUGUACCAUUGUGCCUGCCAACCACUUCGGGCCCAUCCCCGGCGUCCCUGUGGGCACCAUGUGGCGCUUCAGAGUCCAGGUCAGUGAGUCUGGUGUGCAUCGGCCACAUGUGGCAGGCAUCCAUGGCCGGAGCAAUGAUGGUGCCUACUCGUUGGUGCUGGCUGGUGGUUAUGAGGAUGAUGUGGACAAUGGCAAUUUCUUCACUUACACGGGGAGCGGCGGCCGAGACCUCUCAGGCAACAAGCGCACCGCAGGACAGUCCUCUGACCAGAAGCUCACCAACACCAACAGGGCUCUGGCACUAAACUGUGACAAUGUCAUCAGUGAGAAAGGGGCGGAGGCCAAGGACUGGCGCCAGGGGAAGCCGGUGCGUGUGGUCCGCAACAUGAAGGGAGGGAAACACAGCAAGUACGCACCCGCAGAGGGCAACCGCUAUGACGGCAUCUACAAGGUGGUGAAGUACUGGCCAGAGAAGGGUAAAUCUGGCUUCCUUGUGUGGCGCUACCUCCUUCGACGGGAUGACACGGAGCCGGGGCCCUGGACCCGGGAGGGCAAGGACCGCAUACGGCAGCUGGGGCUCACUAUGCAGUACCCUGAAGGCUACUUAGAGGCCUUGGCUAGCAAGGAGAAGAGUAGGAAGCGCCCAGCCAGGGCCUUGGAGCAGGCACCAACAUCCUCCAAGACCACCAUGUCCAAGCGGAAGACCACAGGCCUGGCCAACAACACACAAGUGUCCAAGAAGAGCAAACUGGAGCCCUACACACUCCCAGUGCAACAGGCCAACCUCAUCAAGGAGGACAAGAACAAUGCCAAGCUGUGGGAUGACGUGCUGAGUUCGCUUCAGGGUGGGCCGUAUCAGGUUUUUCUGAGCAAGGUGAAGGAGGCUUUCCAGUGUAUCUGUUGCCAGGAGCUGGUGUUCCGGCCCGUCACCACCGUGUGUCAGCACAAUGUCUGUAAGGAUUGCCUGGACAGGUCCUUUCGUGCCGAGGUGUUUAGCUGCCCAGCCUGUCGCUGUGACCUAGACCACAGCUCCCCAACCCGGGUGAACCAGCCUUUGCAGACCAUUCUCAACCAGCUGUUCCCUGGCUAUGGCAGUGGUCGGUGAUGCCACGAACCAGGCAGAAGGCCCUCAACACUUCUCCGAGUUCGUAGUGGGCUUAGUUUGGAGGUGUUGUCCUUCUACGUCUGCUCCUGGCGACCCGUCCGCCUUGCUCACCAGUUAACCAGGCAUCUGCAGGAACCCCGUGUUCUGGCUACCAGUUGGACCUCUGUUAUUUCUCUCUCUCUCUCUCUCUCUCUCUCUCUCUCUCUCUCUCCUUUUCUUUUUAAUACAAAGCCUGCAAUUCUCCCAGAGAAGGGAAAAAAAGAAACCUGCCUUUUUCUUUGAAGAUGAAUUUAGAAACUGUUCAGCCCCGUACCAGACCAAUGUCAUGUUGUCGGGAGUUCUCACCCAAACCAGCUUCCUAGAACAAUCCUGCAACCAUCUUUGAAAAGAUAUUUUCCCAGCAGCUGGCAGCUGCGGCCUAAUGAGUGCAUCCCUUGGGCCUUUGCAGAAGAUCUGGAGAGGGCCCUAGGCUAGCCUCAUCCCUGGCCUCAACUAUCCUCACGGGGGUUGCCUCUGGGGCCUAGCUGACACUACCUCAGCAGGACUUGACUGGCCUCAGGCUAGGGCACCAGCUGAGGCAAAGCUGACCUAGUGCCUUUGGCUCAUUGCCCUUCCCCACUGUCUUUAGCACUGAAUUGUCGGAUGCCUGCCUUGGAAGUCUGGCUGCUGGGGUGCUCACUGGCUCUGGGUAUCGUAGAGGUUUGAGGUGUAGUGACCAGUUCUCAUCUUGUUUUUGUUUUUUUAAUGGGAUGAAUAGUUUUCCUUGAUGAAUUUCUUUUAUAGUUACAGCCUGUACUGAGGAAGACUGUGACUGCAUGUUUUGUUUUGUUGGUUGGUUUUUGUUUUGUAACUUGUUACUUUACCAAAGUGUGCAGGCCAUACCUCAGUAGAACAUGGAAACUGAACACGUAACCAACCACAGGCAGACUGGACAGCACUGUUUUAAGGGUCAUGGCUUUUGUUAGAUUGUUAGGGGAAAAAAAAAUGAAAUUCCAUGUGUUCAUGUGGAUGUUUUCUAAAGUUCAAUAUUUUUUUGUUCAGAUUUUAGAUCUCAAUAAAUUUUUUUCUGCAGAUAUA